Scophthalmus maximus (turbot) is the source of this 1829-nucleotide messenger RNA. RefSeq names its product lecithin retinol acyltransferase a (gene lrata). Gene Ontology annotation, biological process: retinol metabolic process. Bases 769 to 1461 code for a protein of 230 amino acids. The record is from RefSeq and is a predicted model, not a curated record. Gene Ontology annotation, molecular function: phosphatidylcholine-retinol O-acyltransferase activity. Lineage: Eukaryota; Metazoa; Chordata; Actinopteri; Pleuronectiformes; Scophthalmidae. The transcript has 2 exons.
ACCAAUCAUAACAAAACUCUGUCAGUCAUUAUGGUAGUGAAUUGAAAAAUAGCUCAAAUGGAAGGCAAACAGUUUAAAAAAGCAAAACAACCUUUUCUUUAUCUGAGCUUGUUUUGCUUUCGGCAGCACAUGAUGUCGUCAUAACGUAAAUCCUUCCAGAAAACGUGACACGGAAAUAUAAAAAAAACAAGUAUGGAUCUUGAGGAAGCAAGCAGGUGGUGAUGGUGCCACACACACACACACACACACACACACACACACACACACACACUGUACAUAACGGUGUGUGUAUAUAUACUAAGGCUUUUUUCUUCUUCUUUUUUUUUACAGAUGUUGUUAAUCAGAAGCACGUUUGGGUUGCCAGGUUGUGAGGAGGAUAUAGACACCAGCAUCUGAACCAUUGGAAACAAAACAGUCACGAAUGACUUAUAACUAAUGUAAAGGAUUAAAAAGCAAUACCCCCACUUAACAGCUAAUUCUCUUCCCCUCUGCUCAGCGAAGUAAGAGUGGAUUAAUGGGGAGAACGUGCACCCGUGUGGAAUAUGCACGCUUCUGAAAGAGGCGAGGGACGGAGAAUGCGCACGUGCCCAAGGUCACUCGUGGCGUCCUCGGAAUUUUUCCUGGGCGCGCUCUCUCUCUCUCUCUCUCUCUCUCUCUCUCUCUCUCUCUCUCUCUCUCUCUCUGUGUGUGCCAGUCAGGAUAAAAAGCUCAUUCCACUCCCGCGCACUCAGCAGACCACGUCUCCCACAGCUGGAAGAGCGCCCCGCCAUGCUGCAGCUGUGGACCUUCCUGGUGGAGAAGCUCUCCCUCCUCUCCAACUUCAAACUCUUCGAGUCCAGCUGGUUGGACGGCGGGGGGGAUGGGGCGCGCCCCGCGCAGCGCGCAGCCGCCGCCGCGCGGCCGCGGAGAGGAGACCUGCUCGAGGUGCCCAGGACCCUCUUCACCCACUUCGGCAUUUACCUGGGCGACAACAGAGUGGCCCACCUGAUCCCCGACAUCCUGCCCGUGCUCACGGACGACGAGGGGCUCCUCGGCUCCGCCGUGACGAACGAGCGACUCAUCCUCGGCUGCGUGUCCAAGUGCGCCACGGUGCGCGUGGACACGCUGGAGGACUUCGCGUACGGCGGCAGCGUGCUGGUCAACCGCAUGGACAGGACGACGAGGGCGCGGGCGUUUGCCAAUGAAGAAGUCGCCGGGAGGGCCGAGCAACUCGUCGGAGCCACCCGGUACAGUCUGCUGUGGAAUAACUGUGAACACUUUGUGACCUACUGCAGAUACGGGUGCGCAGCCAGCCGCCAGACAGAGAAGUUCUGCGAGUGUCUGAAAUCAAUCAUCAGAGACCAGCGCAGCGUCAUCGUCACAGGACUGCUUGGACUUGUCUCCAUCGCGUGUUUCGGCGUGGCGCCUUCGACUACAUUGCCCACAAUCCUUAUCCCCUUCACCCUGUGGAUGGCUGGUUAAAGGAGCUCAGCACGAAGGAUAAAAUUAAACUGAGCUGAACUUUUACUUGGCAGAAGACGGCGACAGACUGGAAACCUCUUCUGAAGAGCAAACUCUUGUCACGCGAUGCCUUUGAAGUCCAGUUUGCAGAAAUACUUUCAUUUCAUUGUUUGAACUGUGGACGUUAUUAAUACGCUACUCAUACUUGUCCUCGCAAAAUCUUUGGUAUAAGAUUAAAAAUUGAGUGAUUCAGUUUAGCUAAUGUUUGAGUCACCACAAAAGUAGCAAUUUCAGAGUAUUAUAAUGUAUAUAUAUAUAUAAAUAUAUAGCAGGUAUUUGUUAUAGUAUUUUACUCCAUGUAAUGCUGUAUAUAUGACAAAUGUUUAAUA